AUGAUGAGUAAUCACUCAAGUGCCACUGAAUUCUGCCUUUUAGGGUUCUCAGGGUCCCACCAACUACACUACGUUCUUUUUGCUGUAUUCUUUCUCUUCUACUCAGUGACAAUAAUCAGCAACAUGGUCAUCAUUGUGAUUGUCUCUGUCGAUAAACGUCUGCAGUCCCCCAUGUAUUUCUUCCUUGGUCAUCUCUCUGCCUUGGAGAUCAUGAUCACGUCCCUUAUCGUCCCUGCGAUGCUCUGGGGGUUGCUGCUCCCUGGGAUGCAGACAAUAUCUCUGGCUGCAUGUGUUGCCCAACUCUUCCUGUACCUUGCUCUGGGGACCACAGAGUUUGCAUUGGUGGGAGCAAUGGCUGUGGACCGUUAUGUGGCUGUCUGUAAUCCUUUGAGGUACAAUACCAUUAUGGACAGCCAAACUUGCAUCUUGGUGGUGAUUGGGUCAUGGAUGUUUGGGUUCCUUUCUGAAAUCUGGCCAGUCUAUGCCACAUUUCAGUUUACCUUCUGCAAAUCAAACGUCUUAGACCAUUUUUUCUGUGAACGAGGUCAGCUGCUCAAACUGUCCUGUGAUGACACUCUUUUCACAGAGUUUAUUCUGUUUUUAAUGGCUGUUUUCAUUAUCAUUGGUUCUCUGGCCCCAACAAUUGUCUCCUACACCUACAUCAUCUCCACCAUCCUCAAGAUCCCCACUGCCUCUGGCCGCAGGAAAGCCUUCUCUACCUGUGCCUCCCACUUCACCUUUGUUGUCAUCGGCUACGGCAGCUGCUUGUUCCUCUAUGUGAAACCCAAGCAAACUCAGGCAGCUGAGUACAAUAAGAUAGUCUCCCUGUUGAUUUCCAUGUUAACCCCUUUGCUGAACCCUUUCAUCUUCACUCUCCGGAACGACAAAGUCCAAGAGGCCCUUCGAGAUGGAGUGAAUCGCAGCUGUCAACUCCCCAAGGAUUAA
Messenger RNA from Dama dama (fallow deer), 945 nucleotides. Its product is annotated as olfactory receptor 9A4-like. Gene Ontology annotation, biological process: G protein-coupled receptor signaling pathway. NCBI's taxonomy places the organism in Eukaryota, Metazoa, Chordata, Mammalia, Artiodactyla, Cervidae. The transcript has a single exon. The record is from RefSeq and is a predicted model, not a curated record. Gene Ontology annotation, molecular function: G protein-coupled receptor activity; olfactory receptor activity. The coding region runs from base 1 to 945 and encodes 314 amino acids. Gene Ontology annotation, cellular component: membrane.